Gloeophyllum trabeum ATCC 11539 is the source of this 1970-nucleotide messenger RNA. RefSeq names its product glycoside hydrolase family 72 protein. Gene Ontology annotation, biological process: fungal-type cell wall (1->3)-beta-D-glucan biosynthetic process. Gene Ontology annotation, cellular component: cytoplasm; fungal-type cell wall. Bases 115 to 1779 code for a protein of 554 amino acids. NCBI's taxonomy places the organism in Eukaryota, Fungi, Basidiomycota, Agaricomycetes, Gloeophyllales, Gloeophyllaceae. Gene Ontology annotation, molecular function: 1,3-beta-glucanosyltransferase activity. The transcript is spliced from 6 exons. The record is from RefSeq and is a predicted model, not a curated record.
CUUCGUCCCCGUCUGGAUCCCUCCUAUUUUCUUCCCUCACCUCCAUCACCUCUGAGUCGCUCAGUGCCGUCGUUCCUUCCUUUAGAGCUUCUCAUUGUCUAAUACUGCUCUGUGAUGUGGGCGACCGCUCGACGAGUGACCGCUGGUUUGGCUGCUGCAGCCGCUCUCUUCACCGGCGUGCAGGCCAUUGCCAAAGUCUCGAGGGGUGGGCGCUACCUCUACACGGACGAUGGCAACAGGUUCUAUAUCAAGGGUGUUGCGUACCAGCCCCAAGGUGAUGUUGUCGCUAGCUCGGACAACGCCUUUGGAGAGCCAUCAACGUUCACCGAUCCCUUGGCGAACGACACUGCCUGCAGCCGCGACUUGCCUUAUCUGCAACAGCUCGGCGUGAACACCGUUCGAGUGUACAGCGUCAACUCGUCUCUGAAUCAUGAUAGCUGCAUGCAUGCGCUGAGCGGUGCCAACAUUUACGUGAUUAUCGACCUGUCCCUUCCCCUUAACGGCUCAUUCGAUCGUAAUGCUCCUGCUUGGACAACCAGUCUGCUUGAUCAAUAUAUCACGACCAUUGAUGCUUUCUCCGGUUACGAUAACGUCUUGGCCUAUAAUGUUGGAAACGAAGUGGUCAUUGCGGCCAACGGGACGGGAACGGCAGCCUUCAUCAAGGCAGCUGCUCGAGACGUCAAGGCUUACCUCGCGUCCAAAUCGUAUAACGCCUUAGUUGGUUACGCCGCCAUUGACGGUACCCCCACUUGGCGUGAUCCUCUAGCCAACUAUCUGUCUUGUGACCCUUCCAGCAGUAACUCUGGUUCCACUGCUUUGGACCUUUAUGGCUUGAACAACUACGAAUGGUGUGGAGACUCGACGUACCAGGCAUCCUACGCGGGUACCAAUGGUGAUUAUGCUGGCUACAACAUCCCGGCCUACUUCAGCGAGUUCGGUUGUGUCACCAGCGGAGAGUCUCGCACGUUCCAGGAGGUUUCGGCUAUCUACAGCAGCCCCAUGACCGAUGUCUGGUCCGGAGGACUUGCGUUCUCCUACUUCCCUGCUUCGAGUUCAGCCGGUCAGUUCGGUCUCGUCACCAUCGACGGCAACUCGGUUACCCCGAGCACGGAUUUCAACAAUCUGAAGACGCAGUACGGCUCCGUGUCUCCGCCGAACUCGCCAAGCUCCAGCAGUGCCGGGUCGACCCAGUACCCCUCGUGCCCCGGCCAGAACGACACUUUCUUGGCCUCCACGACUCUCCCGCCGACCCCCAGCGAUGCAGAGUGUGGCUGCAUGGCCGGCGCGCUCAGCUGCCGGUUCACGCCGCCGUCGUCCAAUGAUACUGCUACCGUUGGAGCUCUGCUCAACUACGGCUGCUCUCUCUUGGGCCAAGCAGGCCUCAGCUGCAACGACAUCGCCGCGAACGGGUCCACUGGUACUUACGGCCGUGCUUCGUUCUGUGAUCCUGAAACCAAGCUCUCCUAUGUGAUGAGCCAGUACUACGAGUCUCAGAACAAGAACCAGCAGGCUUGCAGCUUUGGCGGCAACGGCACCGUGCACUCCACUUCGGCCUCGGCCUCCGCUGUCGCCAGCUCGUGUAUCGCCAACCCCUCCGCAACGUUCACGCCCAGCGCCCCAGCCUCUGCAACUGGAGGCUCGAGCACUGGGGGUAGUGGAUCCUCGGGAUCCAACCACAGUGGUGCCCUCUCAGGGUUCAGCUUGGACUCGCGCGCUAUCUUUGGAGUGGGUUUGAUGAUUGUUGUCAGCGCCUUUGGAGGCAUUGCUACCUUGGCUUGAGCAAAAUGUAUCUCGUGAUUGUUGAUCUCCUAUAGGAGCUAUGGACCUACGUUUAAUAUUCGUAUUACUCGCAUACCAGCGUAUUGGACUUCCGAAGGAUUUGACUAGUCUCAGACGAUGGACGAUGUGGCUUGUAUAUCUCUACACUAUUGUGCUCUAUCUAGGUUCUCGUGUACAGCACGUUAUUAUUC